AUGACUUCAAUUGCCAUGUUAAACUCGUGGCCGCCGUGCUCGGCGGCAGACCAGGACGUCUUCGGCCCCACCGUUGCUUCUUCAUGCCAACAUGGCUUCGAUUUUACUCUUCUAUUCGAAGAAACCAUCUUGACCUUGCUGCCGAUUUUUCUUGUCUGGCUAGCGGCAUCAUUUCGACUCUGGGCCCUUCGGCAUGCCCCGGAGAAAGUCAAUCGAUCGUGGCUCUAUGCUGCAAAGGAGAUUGCCUUAUCGUUGAAUAUAGCUCUCCAACUGAUUAUGCUGACUCUGUGGUGUCGAGAUUCUACUCCGACUACACGUGCGACCGUACCAACUGCUAUCGUGGCCUUGGCUACCUACAGUUUCUUUCUCUACUUAUCGCAUCUCGAACAUAUUCGUUCGCUGCGCCCUUCAUCGAUCCUCAUUCUCUUCUUCAGCUUCACAAUUAUUUUUGAUCUUGCACGCCUCCGUACUUUGCAUUUCAUUCCACAGAACCAACCAGUGACAUUCUUGUUCGCUACAAGUUUGAUCGGCAAGAUUGUUAUUCUGGUACUCGAAUCGACGGAAAAACGGCAUUUACUCAAAAAAGGAUUCGAAGGAAGCGCAAUUGAGACGACUGCCAGUAUAAUCAAUCGUUGUCUCUUGUGGUGGAUCAAUGAUCUGCUUUGGAAAGGAUCGAAAACAACCUUGACGGUUGAAAGCCUGCCUGUCCUCGCCGAUGACAUUAGGGAAUCCUCCGAUCCCCAAGACUUAGAAGAGAGGUGGGAAAAAGCGAACAAAUACCGGUCAAACGCGUUGCUAUGGACCUUCGCUUCUCAUUUCAGAUGGGAUUUUAUAGCGGGCGUGAUUCCUCGUCUCGCUUUUACUGGAUUUUGCUUCGCACAGCCAUUCCUGGUCGAGCGAGUUCUUGAUUUCAUGGGCGAGCCAGAACAUGUCAAUUCUGACAAUUAUGCUCGCGGUCUCGUUGUUGCGUAUGGCAUUGUCUAUGUUGGCCUUGCGAUAUCAUUUGCAACUUACCACCAUAAAAUCGACCGGAUGGUUACCAAGAUGCGAGGGAGUUUAGUCUCCAUGAUCUUUAGCAAGACACUACGACUCAGCAGCUCCGCAGUGUCAGAUGCGUCGGCCAUCACGUUGAUGAGUACUGACAUUGAGCGCAUAGCCACUGGUUUGAGAGAUAUGCAUGAGAUCUACUCGAAUUUCAUAGAAGUUGCGAUUGCACUGUGGCUGUUGGCCCGAUUGCUCAAAAUUGCCACGGUCGCUUCCACGUUGGUCGUAAUAGUAUGCCUGGCUGCCGGUAUUCCACUUGCCAUCGCCUCGGGAAAUGCCCAGGGCAUAUGGUUAGAGGCCAUCGAGGAGCGAGUUGCAGUCACGUCAAGGGUUCUUGGUGUGAUGAAGAGUAUCAAAAUGACAGGUUUGACAGACGUUCUGGCAAACAACCUUCGUGAUCUGCGAUCCCAGGAGAUUAAAACCUCUUAUGCUUUCAGGCUGUACAACGUUUUGAUUAUAACUUUUUCUUUCGCCUCCAGCGCCCUGUCCCCAGUCGUUGGAUUCGCUGUUUUUGCUCUCUUAGCUCGUAACGAAGAGGGUGUUUCACUUACAAAUGGUCUUGCAUUCUCUGCUCUCACCCUUUUCUCCUUGCUCGAUGGGCCCAUGAUUUCACUCGUGGACGGUUCAGAGGACCUCAUGGCAGUUGUGAACUGUUUCCAGCGAAUCCAAAAGCAUCUCAUGGAGACUGAAAGAGUUGACUGUCGCAUUUCUCAUAAGCCUCAGGCCCCUCAACUGAUCGACGUUGGUAACACGGAUGAUGAAAGCAGCCAACACUCGUCUUCUGCGAUCAUUCGCGACCUGUCUGCCUCCUGGUCGGUUGAUGAUGAGCCAAUCCUUAAGGACUUGAAUUUCGAAGUCCCCACUGAGGGAAUAACGAUGAUCGUUGGACCUGUUGGGUGCGGCAAGUCCACUCUUUUAAAGGUCCUGCUUGGUGAAAUCCCAGAAUUGACCGGGUCGGUCUCGACCACAUUCAAGCAUGCGGCCUACUGUAGUCAGUCGCCAUGGAUCACAUUUGGCACGAUUCAGCAAAAUAUUGUGGGUGCAUCUCCGUUCGAUCAAAGAUGGUAUGAUCGUAUUGUUCGGGUCUGUUCUUUGCAAGUAGACCUUCAGCAGCUUCCAUUCGGCGAUCAAACCAAGGUCGGCGUUCGUGGAUCGCGACUUAGUGGCGGGCAGCAGAUGCGUGUGGCACUAGCGCGAGCCCUCUACUCGAGACAGCCUGUUCUCAUCCUUGACGAUGUCCUAACCGGACUCGAUCGAGAAACGGAAAAGUUUAUCCUGGAAGCGGUCUUCGCGUCACAAGGGUUGAUGAAGGAGUUCGGACAGACAGUCAUACUGGCAACCAACUCAGCACAUCAUCUUCCUUACAGCAACUACAUUGUUGCCUUGAACGAGGAUGGAACCAUUGUCGAGAAAGGCUUUUACGAUGAAUUGGUAGCUGCAAAGGGCUAUAUUAGCUCCCUUAACAGCACGGCAAGCCGUGUUAACACCGAAAGGGCACCGGAUGUUGUUUUAGAUGAUGAGACGUUACAGGAGCUCAACCUCCCAGAAGAUGACAAUGCCGAUGACACGAGCAGACAGACCGGAGACUGGUCAGUCUACAUGUACUACUUUCAGCACAUUGGCUGGUCCCUUUUGGCGUUAUUUGUCGGACUGUGCGCCUUCUUCGUUCUUUGCAUGAUAGCCCCACAAAUAUGGCUGCAGUGGUGGACUAGUGCCAAUGAGACGAAUCCGAAUGAAAACGUCGGCUACUGGCUUGGUGGCUAUAGUGUCCUCGGAAGCUCGAUUUUGCUGGCGGCGUUUCUAUCCACUUGGGUGCUCGGAAUGGUCAUUGAACCCAAAACUGCCCGCAGCUUUCACGAGGUUUUGCUGGGUACAACGAUGAGAGCUACAACAUCCUUUCUAACCUCUACCGAUAUAGGUGCCACGACAAAUAGAUUCAGCCAAGACCUGGAAUUGAUUGACGAGGAGCUGCCCGAGACAUUUGAGACUACAGUCAAUGGAGUUCUCUUCUUUAUCGUUGAAGGAUUCCUCAUAUUUGUGGGGUCAUCCUAUGUGACGGCCGCAGUCAUCCCCUUUUGUAUUCUGGCCGUAUACUACGUUGCGCGGUACUAUGUGAGCACAUCCCGCCAAGUUCGUGUAUUGGAAAUUGAGUCAAAAGGACCUCUCUUCUCCAAGUUCCUGGAGUCACUCAGUGGUCUAGCCAGCAUUCGAGCCUACGGCUGGAAAGAGCACUACGCGUUGCAGAAUCAAAUUGCUCUUGACGCAUCUCAGCGCCCAUUUUACCUUCUUUACUGCAUACAGAGAUGGUUGAGCGUUGUUCUCGAUCUCAUCGUGGCCGGUAUUGCAGUUGCCGUGAUUGCCAUUUCGAUGUCUUUGAGAGGAAACCCAUCCCUAAAUAUGAUGGGGAUUGCUUUGUUCAAUAUUGUGAACUUCAGUGGGACGUUGAAGAUGCUUGUCAGGGCAUAUACAGGACUGGAAACAUCCAUUGGGGCGAUUGCGAGAAUUCGUUCAUUCGUGCGAAAUGCCAAAACAGAAGACCUGGAUUCCGAAGUUGAGAUCCCACCAAGCCUUUGGCCUCUUCGGGGCGAUGUGGAAAUCUCGAAUUUGUCUGCCUCAUAUGAUACUUCAUCCGAGCCAGUUCUUCAAGAUGUCAAUCUCAAAAUUCACGCUGGCGAAAAGAUCGCUUUAUGCGGCAGAUCGGGCAGUGGGAAGUCUUCUCUUGUCUCAACUAUCCUGAGACUCCUCGAUCUCAAGAGUGGAUCGAUCCUCGUUGAUGGAAUCGACAUUUCACGAGUCUCCAGGUCACACGUUCGCUCACGCCUGAAUACAAUCCCACAAGAGGCAUUCUUCCUGCAUGGUACCAUUCGUCUAAAUGCCAAUCCCGAGGGUGGUGCAGAUGAUGAUGCCAUUAUCGAAGCUCUCCAGAAAGUCAACCUCUGGUCUCAUAUUGAGUCAAAGGGAGGAUUGGACGAGGAUAUGACAGAGGAGCUCCUUUCUCAUGGACAGCAGCAGCUUUUUUGUCUUGCACGUUCGCUUUGCAAGUCUAGCAAAAUCUUGAUAAUGGACGAGGCUACCAGCAGUGUGGAUGCCGAGACAGACAAGCUCAUGCAGCAGGUCAUUCGUAGCCACUUCAAAAACCAAACAAUCAUCGCAAUCGCCCACAAGCUUGAUACUGUUCUCGACUUCGAUAAAAUCGCGUUCAUGGAUCAUGGAAGGGUCAUUGAGUUCGACUCACCGAAAGCCCUUUUGUUGAAAGAAGGAUCGGCGUUCAAGAAAUUGUUUGACAGCUUUCGCAAAGAAUCGGAAUGA
This is a messenger RNA of Penicillium manginii, 4353 nucleotides long. Its product is annotated as P-loop containing nucleoside triphosphate hydrolase protein. The record is from RefSeq and is a predicted model, not a curated record. Gene Ontology annotation, cellular component: membrane. The coding region runs from base 1 to 4353 and encodes 1450 amino acids. Lineage: Eukaryota; Fungi; Ascomycota; Eurotiomycetes; Eurotiales; Aspergillaceae. The transcript is spliced from 15 exons. Gene Ontology annotation, molecular function: ATP binding; ABC-type transporter activity; ATP hydrolysis activity. Gene Ontology annotation, biological process: transmembrane transport.